Psammomys obesus (fat sand rat) is the source of this 3232-nucleotide messenger RNA. It is a transcript of the gene Meis2, whose product is annotated as Meis homeobox 2. The transcript is spliced from 13 exons. The record is from RefSeq and is a predicted model, not a curated record. Gene Ontology annotation, biological process: brain development; eye development; positive regulation of cell population proliferation. Bases 562 to 2043 code for a protein of 493 amino acids. Gene Ontology annotation, molecular function: DNA-binding transcription activator activity, RNA polymerase II-specific; RNA polymerase II cis-regulatory region sequence-specific DNA binding. NCBI's taxonomy places the organism in Eukaryota, Metazoa, Chordata, Mammalia, Rodentia, Muridae.
UGGGCCCGGGGCUGGGAACCCAGGGCAAAGGGGUGAGAAGUUGGGGAGAGGGCGCGCUUCCCGUGCGCGGCUGGGUCGAGCAGCCAGCUGCCGGGUGGCGGCGGGGCGAGCCCGGCCCCGCGCGCCGGGUGACCGAAGCUCCGCCCCCAGCCCUCCGCGGGGCCUGAUUGACGCGCAGCCGCGGGGAAACAGCAGCUCGGAGUUUUCCGCCCAGGACCCCCUCGACUCCCGGAGGUGGUCCACAGUCUACGGGGACCUACGCUCGGAGUUCAGCUGCUCCCAUCUUGUAGUAGGAAAGAAAAAAAAAAAUGAAAUGAAUGUUGACAACAAGGGGCUCGGCGUCUGCACGAGGAGGAGGAAGAAAGUACCACUUUACCAACAGAGAACAACAACAAGAAUAACAACAACAACAACCAAUAAUAAUAAUAAUCUAGCCCGGCGGCGGUGCGGUCGGCCGGGCUUGCUGCUCUGCGUGCUCGGCGGCAGAACUCGGGACCUAGCCAUCCGCCGGCAGGAGAGGAAGGGGACCGCGGAAUUGACGCGAACAAAAGCCAAAGCGCCAUGCCCAAAAUCCCCAGCGCGACCCAGUUAGGCAGGAGCCAAAAGGAAUGGUGGGGAAAUAAACUGGAAUACGAUGAGCUGCCCCAUUACGGCGGGAUGGACGGAGUAGGGGUUCCCGCUUCCAUGUACGGAGACCCUCACGCGCCGCGGCCGAUCCCCCCGGUUCACCACCUCAACCACGGGCCGCCACUCCACGCCACGCAGCACUACGGCGCGCACGCCCCGCACCCCAAUGUCAUGCCUGCCAGCAUGGGAUCUGCUGUCAACGACGCCUUGAAGAGAGACAAGGACGCGAUCUACGGGCACCCGUUGUUUCCUCUGUUAGCGCUGGUCUUUGAGAAGUGCGAGCUGGCGACCUGCACUCCCCGGGAACCCGGAGUGGCCGGCGGAGACGUCUGUUCCUCCGACUCCUUCAACGAGGACAUCGCGGUCUUCGCCAAGCAGGUUCGUGCUGAAAAGCCUCUUUUUUCCUCAAACCCAGAGCUGGAUAAUUUGAUGAUACAAGCAAUACAAGUACUAAGGUUUCAUCUUCUGGAGUUAGAAAAGGUCCACGAACUGUGUGAUAACUUCUGCCACCGGUACAUUAGCUGUUUGAAGGGGAAAAUGCCCAUUGACCUCGUGAUUGAUGAAAGAGAUGGAAGCUCCAAGUCAGAUCAUGAAGAACUUUCAGGCUCCUCCACAAAUCUCGCCGACCACAACCCUUCAUCCUGGCGAGACCAUGAUGACGCCACGUCAACUCACUCAGCAGGCACCCCAGGACCCUCCAGUGGGGGCCAUGCUUCCCAGAGUGGAGACAACAGCAGUGAGCAAGGCGAUGGGUUAGACAACAGUGUAGCUUCACCUGGCACAGGUGAUGACGACGAUCCAGACAAGGACAAAAAACGCCAGAAGAAAAGAGGCAUAUUCCCCAAAGUCGCGACAAAUAUCAUGAGAGCAUGGCUGUUCCAGCACCUCACACACCCGUACCCUUCCGAAGAGCAGAAGAAACAGUUAGCACAGGACACGGGACUGACAAUUCUGCAAGUAAACAACUGGUUUAUUAACGCCAGGAGAAGAAUAGUACAGCCCAUGAUUGACCAGUCAAAUCGAGCAGGUUUUCUUCUUGAUCCUUCAGUGAGCCAAGGAGCAGCAUAUAGUCCAGAAGGUCAGCCUAUGGGGAGCUUUGUAUUGGACGGCCAGCAACACAUGGGGAUCCGGCCCGCAGGUUUGCAGAGCAUGCCAGGGGACUAUGCUUCUCAGGGUGGACCGAUGGGAAUGAGUAUGGCACAGCCGAGUUACGCUCCUCCCCAGGUGACCCCACACCCUACUCAGUUAAGACAUGGACCCCCAAUGCAUUCGUACUUGCCAAGCCACCCAGCCAUGCUGAUGCACGGAGGACCUCCUACCCACCCUGGCAUGACUAUGUCGGCACAGAGCCCCACAAUGUUAAAUUCGGUAGAUCCCAAUGUUGGCGGACAGGUGAUGGACAUCCAUGCCCAAUAGUAUAAGGGAACUCAAGGAAAAAGGAAACACACGCAAAAAACUCUUUUAAGACUCUCUGAACUUUGACCAGAUGUGACACUUAAUAUGAAACUCCAGACAGCUGUGAUUAUUUUUUACUUUUGUCAUUUUUUUUUUUCAUCAAGCAACAGAGGACCAAUGGGACAAGAACACAAAUGUGAAAUGAUGGGCUCAUUGAGACAAUUGUGUCCAUGCAAAGAUCCUCUGGAGAAAGACUCCGAGAGUUACAACUACUGUAGCAUAAACAUAGGGACUAAGUUAAACUUGUACAUUUCUGUUGAUCGCUCCGUUACAUUGCCUCAAAUAGUUUUAGAAGAGAAAAAAAUAUAUAUAUCCUUGUUUUCCACACUAUGUGUGUUGUUCCCAAAAGAAUGACUGUCUUGGUUCAUCAGUGAAUUCACUAUCCAGGAGAGACUGUGGUAUAUUUUAAACCUGUUGGGCCAAUGAGGAAAGAACCACAGAACCACGCUGGGGAGCAGGAUGGACACUUGGCUGAUCCUCAUCACUAACUCCAGCGGCUAGAAUGUGUUUUCACACCCAGCCUUUGUUCCCCCAUCAGCGUGUCCUUUAGUUUCAAACAGAUCUUUAUAGUUUGUGCUUCAUAAGCCAAUUCUUAUUAUGAUUUUGGGGAACUGUUCUUCAAAGAGCUUGCCAAUGAAGAUUUAGAGAUAGAGUGAAGGCUUCUUCAAGUUCCAAGCCUUGGCUCUGUGGACAAAACAAUCUUAAGUUGGGCAGCUUUCCUCAACACACACACACACACACACACACACACACACACACACACACAAAGUCAUUCAUGGUCAUUGCACCGUAAGUAGGAUUCUAUCAGGAACUCGAAGCUUGGGGGAUAAAAAGGAGCAAGAGAGUACUGUAACAAACUUCGUACAGAGUUCGGUCUUUUAAUUGUUUCAUGUUAGAUAUUCUAUGUGUUUACCUCAAUUGAAAAAAAAAAAAAAAAGAAUGUUUUUGCUAGUAUCAGAUCUGCUGUGGAAUUGGUAUUGUAUGUCCAUGGGAUCCUCUUUUCUCAGCACGUGUUCCUCACUAGAAGAAAAUGCUGUUACCUUUAAGCUUUGUCAAAUUUACAUUAAAAUACUUGUAUGAGGACUGUGACGUUAUGUUAAAAAAAAAGGUGUUAAGUCACAAAAUGCGGUAAUAAAUAUUUCAUUUUUGA